Molecule: messenger RNA, 1916 nt
Organism: Hippocampus zosterae (dwarf seahorse)
Lineage: Eukaryota; Metazoa; Chordata; Actinopteri; Syngnathiformes; Syngnathidae
Gene: nme7
Product: NME/NM23 family member 7
Exons: 12
Coding region: 158-1276 (372 amino acids)
Biological process (GO): GTP biosynthetic process; UTP biosynthetic process; CTP biosynthetic process
Cellular component (GO): centrosome
Molecular function (GO): nucleoside diphosphate kinase activity; ATP binding
Source: RefSeq, a predicted model, not a curated record
AUAUCUACUAUCUAAUUACUAUCAAAGGAUUCAUCAUAGCUUCGUCUUUACAUUUUACAUUGCAACUGGAACGCACCAUGAGCAUAGCCGAAGCUACCUAGCAAACGCUUGCCGUGCUAAACAUUUGGGACAUGAGGACUUCGUUAACGACUAAAUAAUGGAAGAGAAGGAGCGCUUUGCCUUUUUGGCAGAAUGGUACGAUCCGAUGGCAGCUCUGCUGCGGCGCUACCAGCUCUUUUACUACCCCCAUGACCACACUGUGGAGAUGUUUGACGUGAAGAACCAGCGUAUUUUCCUCCGCCGGACCAAAUACGGCGACCUGCACCAGAGGGAUCUGUUUGUGGGCAACCGGGUCAACGUCUUCUCUCGGCAGCUCAACAUUGUCGACUACGGCGACCAAUACACGGCCAGCAAGCUGGGCAGCAAAAAAGAACGGACCCUCGCGCUGCUCAAGCCCGACGCCGUCAGCAAGCUUGGAGAUGUCUUGGAAAUGGUCAACCAGGCCAAUCUGAUGGUCACCAACGCCAAGAUGACGCACUUGACAUGGAGCCAAGCUGCAGACUUUUAUGUGGAGCAUCAGUCAAAGUCCUUCUUCAAUUCCUUGGUGCAGCAGCUGUGCUCCGGUCCCGUGGUGGCGUUGGAGCUGGUGGGCGAUGAGGCAGUGUCCGUCUGGAAGAACUUUGUGGGAUCCUCGGACGCGGCGGUGGCACACAAGGAGGCGCCGCACAGCGCACGCAGCCAGUUUGGGAGAGAUCUGGCACACGGCUCCGACUCGCUUACCUCCGCCGCCAGAGAGCUGGAGUUUUUUUUCCCGACCACUAUCUGCCACGGCCCCCUCAACACGGCCCUCUACUCCCAGUGCACGUGUUGCAUCAUCAAACCGCAUGCCGUCUCCCAGGGGCUGGCCGGCAAGAUCAUCAACUCCAUUACCGCAGCCGGCUUUCACAUCUCGGCUCUGCAAAUGUUCAACGUGGACCGAGCCAAUGCCGAGGAGUUCUACGAAGUUUACAAAGGCGUCGUGACGGAAUACUUGGACAUGGUGACCGAGCUGUCUUUGGGAACCUGCAUGGUCAUGGAGCUCCACGGCGCCGACGUAGCCAAGACCUUCCGCGAAUUCUGCGGGCCCGCUGAUCCGGACAUUGCUCGCCACCUGCGACCGGCCACGCUGCGAGCCAUUUACGGCACCGACAAAGUCAAAAACGCUGUCCAUUGCACAGACCUUCCUGAAGAUGCCAUCCUGGAGGUGCAGUAUUUCUUCAAAAUCCUGGACGGCUGACUCCAAACAAAGUCACGACACAUCAAGAUCUUGUUGUUUGUUUCUCACGGAUAAAAGUGUGACCAGAAGACACGCUGACAAGUGUUUAGAUAAUUAUCAUCAUGACUAGGGCCCAACCCAUAAAUCGAGACAAAAUUAGCUCCUUUAUCAUUGGCGGAAUUUUUUAAAUGUUUGACUAACAUCCGUUUAAAUUUUACUCAUAAGCGUUUGAGAGCGAAGAGAGUAACCAAAUUAUUUUUGCGAUUUUGAAGUCACCCUUUUAUCUAUUUGAUUUUCAUGAUGAUUCAAAUUUGGCCCGGUUGUCAACUACGCUCUCUUCUCUGUGGUAUGUCAAAUACAAAGACUUUUAUUUUUACUUUACCGUUCAUGAAACAUCACUGCUCAAAUGAACUAUAGUUUGAAGUAUUGAUUUUGAUUUGAGAAUUCAUUUUAGUGCAUAACAAUCUGGUUCUGGAAAAAAUUUUGUGUCCACAGAAUGCUUAUUUUACUCAUUCUAAUCACGAUAAAGAUAAAAUUUCAAAAAGAGCCUAGACAGCUGAUGGAAAGAAACUGACACAGAACCACCACUUUGACUUUGUUGUUGUUGUUGUUUUAUUGUUUCAUCCAGAUUAAAUAAAGUGACCAGAAGGCUCCUGACAAA